Pteropus alecto (black flying fox) is the source of this 2179-nucleotide messenger RNA. RefSeq names its product PWP1 homolog, endonuclein (gene PWP1). Gene Ontology annotation, biological process: rRNA processing. Gene Ontology annotation, molecular function: protein binding. The record is from RefSeq and is a predicted model, not a curated record. Lineage: Eukaryota; Metazoa; Chordata; Mammalia; Chiroptera; Pteropodidae. The coding region runs from base 151 to 1653 and encodes 500 amino acids. Gene Ontology annotation, cellular component: nucleus. The transcript is spliced from 15 exons.
CGCCGACGCGGCAGGAAGCAGGGUCCGCCCCUGCGCUCUGCCCCGGCGGCGGUCGGGUUUCGGUCCCUGAGCGUGCGUGCCAGAGGGCGGCGGGGUUCCCUGCAACGCUGAGGCUAAUCUCCGGCGUGCGGUGACUUUGAACUGAGAACCAUGAACCGCAGCCGCCAGGUGACGUGCGUGGCCUGGAUCCGCUGCGGCGUGGCCAAAGAGACGCCAGACAAGGUAGAACUUAGUAAAGAAGAAGUAAAACGUCUCAUUGCUGAAGCAAAGGAAAAAUUACAAGAAGAAGGUGGCAGUGAUGAAGAGGAGAGAGGUGAACCUUCAGAAGAUGGCAUGCAGAGUGCACGCACGCAGGCACGACCAAGGGAACGCCUGGAGGAUGGUGACCCAGAGGAUGACAGGACACUGGAUGAUGAUGAGCUGGCCGAGUAUGACCUAGAUAAAUAUGAUGAGGAAGGCGAUCCAGACGCUGAAACUCUCGGCGAAUCUCUCUUGGGUCUGACAGUCUAUGGGAGUAAUGAUCAGGAUCCUUACGUUACUCUGAAAGAUACGGAGCAAUAUGAACGUGACGAUUUCUUAAUUAAGCCCAGUGACAAUCUCAUAGUUUGUGGCAGAGCUGAACAAGACCAGUGCAAUUUAGAGGUGCAUGUUUAUAAUCAAGAAGAAGAUUCUUUUUAUGUACACCAUGAUAUACUGCUGUCUGCAUACCCUCUGAGCGUGGAAUGGCUGAAUUUUGAUCCUAGCCCAGAUGAUUCUACUGGAAAUUAUAUCGCUGUGGGGAACAUGACCCCUGUUAUCGAAGUAUGGGACCUUGAUAUAGUGGACUCUUUAGAGCCUGUCUUCACACUUGGAAGUAAGCUAUCAAAAAAGAAGAAAAAGAGAGGAAAGAAGAGUUCCACAGCAGAAGGGCACACCGAUGCUGUCCUGGACCUUUCUUGGAAUAAGCUGAUCAGAAAUGUGCUAGCAAGUGCAUCAGCUGACAACACUGUAAUUCUGUGGGAUAUGUCCUUGGGGAAACCAGCAGCUAGCCUUGCCGUACACACAGACAAGGUCCAGACUCUGCAGUUUCAUCCAUUUGAAGCACAGACUCUGAUUUCUGGAUCAUAUGAUAAGUCAGUGGCUUUGUAUGACUGCCGAAGUCCAGACGAAAGCCAUCGAAUGUGGCGAUUCAGUGGGCAGAUUGAGAGAGUGACUUGGAAUCACUUUUCACCUUGUCAUUUUUUGGCCAGUACUGAUGACGGCUUUGUAUAUAAUUUGGAUGCACGUUCAAAUAAGCCAAUUUUUACACUUAACGCACACAAUGAUGAAAUCUCUGGUCUUGAUCUAAGCAGUCAGAUCAAGGGCUGUCUUGUGACUGCAUCAGCAGACAAAUAUGUGAAGAUCUGGGACAUAUUAGGAGAUAGGCCGAGUCUAGUCCACUCCAGAGACAUGAAAAUGGGAGUUCUCUUCUGUUCUGCCUGUUGCCCUGAUUUGCCAUUUAUUUAUGCAUUUGGAGGUCAGAAAGAAGGGCUUCGGGUCUGGGAUAUAAGCACCGUCUCUUCAGUAAAUGAAGCAUUUGGAAGACGAGAGAGACUUGUUCUCGGCAACACAAGAAGUUCGUCUAUUAGUGGCCCUUUUGGGAGCAGGCACUCAGACACACCCAUGGAGUCGUAAUGAAGAUCAUACAAUUUCCUGUUUUGUUUACCUUAACUCAGAGUUUUAAAAAGGUGGCCUAAAAAUGUUCCGUGCGUAGCUACAGCCAUGCAGUGACUAAAACAAAUUCAUUUCUUACCUCCUGACAUUCCUCUCUGCAGCUGUGGUGGCAACACAGCGCCAAUCAUGCUUGCCUUUCAAGCAUGUGGUGCAUAAGGCUCCUUGAAAAGGAGAAUAAAAAAGGUUUUUAAAAAAUAAUUCCUUAAAUAUGCCCUCUGUCACAGCCAAUCUAGGUUUGUAAAGUAGCUAAUAAUUUCUAGAAUUUGAAAAGAGGAAAAUCCUGUAAUUUUAACAGGUGGGUAAACCUAGGCCUGGAAGGGUUAUGAUUUGGACAAGAUUGCACAGAGGCCACAAGCAAGCGGGUGUCCCAGGGACAGCACUUGCCAAACUGACUGUUCACCAAUUAAUGCUCGUGACUUAGAAGUGUUCUCAGUGCUGCCCUUAGAGUUUGGUACUAAAUAAAAAGCGGCAUGCCUUUUUUCCCCUA